GUUCACAAGCCGCGCCUCUGCGUGAAGAAUUUUUUAGAGUCAGAUUUAGGCAAAUUGGAUUUCGCUGCUCGUAGAGCGCAUUUGAUCGUUCAGCGGGGCAAGCAGAGGACAUGGCCUACCAUAAUCAGUAUAGACCACCUCAUUAUAACAGCGCGCCGCCGGAUCAGGGCUUUUUGUGGAAUAUAUUUCAGAGGGUAGAUAAAGACAGGAGCGGGGCAAUAUCAGACACAGAGCUUCAGCAGGCAUUAUCAAAUGGAACAUGGACACCUUUCAACCCUGUGACUGUUAGAUCAAUUAUAUCUAUGUUUGAUCGGGAGAACAAAGGCGGGGUUAACUUUAAUGAAUUUGCCGGCGUUUGGAAGUACAUCUCAGACUGGCAGAACAUCUUCCGCACCUACGACAAGGACAACUCAGGGUUUAUCGACAAGAACGAGCUCAAACAGGCUCUCACCGGCUUUGAGGUUAACUGACGUCUUCCGGCGGUAUGACACCGAUCAGGACGGUUGGAUCCAGGUGUCAUACGAGCAGUAUCUCUCAAUGGUCUUCAACGUGGUAUAGCACAACAAAAGCACACCUGCACUCUCCUGUGCCAAACAACAAAUGUCCCUCCCCAUGCAGUCUGUAGCAGAGACUAGUCAACACUACCCUCUACAGGACAACACGGGGAUGGGAUCUUUAUGACUCUUCAUUCCAUUUAUCUGUUAGUAGUUAUAUCAUAUUUCUUUAUUACCUUAACUAUUCUUAUUGAAAGAAUUAUGGAAUAUCACUCUCUCUGUGUUUAAGGAAUGUUGACAUUGUGAAAAUCAUAUUACGUCUCAGUUGCAUGCUUUCUGAUAAACCUCCUUAAUGUCAAAGCAUGAACUAAUGUUUCUUUUUGUGGCUGAAUUCAUGUUUACAACGAAAUACUGUGAGAGCAGGUUGUGUUUCGCCAUAAGAUCCUUUUAUUUGGAUUGACUGUCAGCUCUUCCAUAUAUUUGUAAAGAAUUCUAUUUUUAAGCUGCACAAUGUAAUUCAACCUUUUAUUUUAGGAAGGACAUAUGCUUUUGUAUGCCUUUUUCAUGCAUGAUGCCUUACAACUGUUAAAAUAACAAAAAAAGAUAACUGUUUUAUUAAAAACUGGAACCUGUUUGAAAA
This is a messenger RNA of Sinocyclocheilus grahami, 1134 nucleotides long. It is a transcript of the gene pdcd6, whose product is annotated as programmed cell death 6. Lineage: Eukaryota; Metazoa; Chordata; Actinopteri; Cypriniformes; Cyprinidae. Bases 111 to 470 code for a protein of 119 amino acids. Gene Ontology annotation, molecular function: calcium ion binding. The transcript has 5 exons. The record is from RefSeq and is a predicted model, not a curated record.